AUGAGUACACGACAAAACAAUGGGACGAGUUCAAUCAACGGUCUCUUGGAAGAAGGAAUCGGGAGUAUUGAUUUGGGCUGUAAUUUUACACCACGUCGCCUUACAGAAGCUGGAGAAACGGAUGUUAUGACUCGGGAAACAUUGGAGUUGCUAGAGCGGAUGCGAGUGGAUUUGAAUCAAAUGAAGAGUUCUGUUGACCUUCGUGAACAAACUGAACGGACUCUUUCAGUUAGAGCUGCACGCCAUUUGAUUUUAUCACUGAAAAAAUCUGAUCUAAAUUCACAAGAUAUGGAUCCUGUUUCGUGUCGUCGUCAACCUCGUGGUAAUUUUUAUUUUGUUCCCAUGGCGACAGCUCCACUAACGAGUUUUUCAUUCUUUGGUAGUAGUGUUAAUAGUAAUGAGGGAGUUGUUGCACAACAGCAACUCAUCGAACAUGUGCCUAGACAACAGUUAACUGAUACUGAUAAACCAAUCGAACAGCCUCCAUGGAAUGCUUCCACAAGUUUCCAGAAAGUUGAAAAGACAUCAACAACAAGAGAGGUACAAAGAAAGAUGUCUCCUGAUAUUGAAUCUGUGCGGAAUCAACGAAGAGGAUCUUCCAAGGUACCAGUUUUAUUACCAACCCGUGAAAGAACAACCAAUUCUCCUGUUUUGACAACUACCUCUCCUGUUUUGAAUUGUAAUCCUCCUGAAUCUGCCAUUUUUCAGAAGGAAGUUAUGGAGGAUAAAUUCAAGACAAUGGAUAAUCUUUUAUUAUCUGAUGAGGUACAGAUUCGUGAUUAUUUAAGACGUUUAAAUAUAGUAGGUUGUGAACCAACAGAAUUUCAGGAGAGGAUAGAUGAUGAUGUACUAAAUGGUAUCGCACUCCGUCGACUGGUGUCCCUUGUACUUAGUACUAGGGGAAAUAAAGAAAUCUUCACUAAUAGUACUACUACUACUACUACUACUACUACUACUACUACUACUACUACUACAGUUCCAUUAAAAGCUAAAAAUAUCGAAGAUGUUCGGCAGAAUUAUGUGGUAGCUCUUAAUGCACUGGGAAAUGCUGAAAAGUUAUUUUCACUUUGUAUUCCACGAGAAUGUCGUCUCAUACGUCCGGAGAGCGUUAUCGUAAGAGGUGACUCAAGUUCACUUUUUUUACUACUACGUACAAUUAUAAAUUCAUGCUUACCAACAAAUUAUAUACAUAUUUGGAGAUCUCCUUCUUUCUCAUGGCAGCCGGAUCUUUAUGCAGAGAGUUACACCCCUGAUAAAAUGCGUACUCUUGAGUUGGCAGUGUGUGGUUUCUUAUAUUCACAGGAUGUUCUUGCCGAUCCUAUAGCUCACCAACUUCCUCCUGAUGAUGCGGUUGUCCCAAGUGCUCUUAAUGCGCCUUUUUUACCACCCCAUAGAAAGCAAUGGUGUUUUAGAAAAGAGGAAUUUCCCUCUCUGUUUAUUCCUUCCGUGUUUCCUUUUCUUACAAAUGGUACAGUGUUGUGUGAUAUCGUGGAAAAGAUUACCGGUAAGCGACUCACUGUACACAGGAAUCCAAGGGUGAAGUCAAACUGUAUUGAAAAUAUUCAAGCAGCAUUUAUAGAAUUGCAGAAGUACUGUCCAUCAAGAAUGAGUUUUUUCUUUAUUAAUGAUCCUCAAAAUGUUUUCUAUGGUGACCGAAGGUACAUAUUAUUAUUGUUAGAGGAUAUUAUGAGGUUAGCAAAUGGCGCUGCUCCCAGACGGCGUGCCCCUUGCCGCACAGAUGUACCGUACUUGGGACCGAGACAUUUAUCCCAUGUAUCUCGUCCCGCCAUUUCUGAUUUACCCGAAGAAAAGUUAAUCUUGACAGCGUUUGAUGAGCCAAUAAAGCCUCCCAGUUCCUUCUUGACCAGUUGCCCCAAGAGGGAUCCUGGUGAUAAUGUUGGCGGUAAUAACAACAACAAUAAUAAUGGUGGUAGUGGUGGUACACGUUCAACAACUCCUGAGCGAACGGUUUCGCGUUGUGUUAUUGCCUCACCACUCUCAAGCGGCGGCACUGUAAAAUUAUCAUCGGCCCGUCCUGAAAGGCCUUCCUCUUCAUCUUUAGCUUUGCCAUGUGAAGCAAAUCACGAGACAUAUGUGAGUGGGUUUCCAUUCACAAUAUUUAAUAACUCAGUAUAUACGGAAUCAGACAUUGAGGCAAUAAAGAAAUGGCUUAUUGCUGUACUUGGUCCUGAUUUUCAUUACACUUCUGCGGAUACUUCUUUUUCAUUCUCGUGUAAAAAUCUUCAUAUACACGAGCGAUGCUUUCUCUUUUCCGAUGGUGUAAUUUUAGCACACCUCAUACGAACCUUAGAAUGCCGGCGUUGUACAGAGCUUGAGUCGAUUGAAGUGCACGCGAAGGCUCCUGCAGCAAAACGACGUAACAUCCGAAAGUGUGUUUCUUUUCUGCAAAAAGAAAAACGGGUUUUGCUCGAUAUACCGCUACUUGACGAGAUACUUCUUUCCGGUGAUAGCCGUGGUGUGUUAUACGUGAUCAACUGCCUCAAGUACACGUAUCGUUUCGCAGUAAAAGUAUAG
Molecule: messenger RNA, 2535 nt
Organism: Trypanosoma theileri
Lineage: Eukaryota; Euglenozoa; Kinetoplastea; Trypanosomatida; Trypanosomatidae
Exons: 1
Coding region: 1-2535 (844 amino acids)
Source: RefSeq, a predicted model, not a curated record